AUGAGCGUUCCGCAGAGUCUUAUUGCCGCCCUGCCUGCUUCCGACCAAGUCUUGGGGGAGUCAUUCAUCGGUGAGGAAUUGGCAACCAAAAUUCUUCCUGGCAUUCGGCAAACAGAAGACGCGGAUGCUUCCAACGAAGCAUCGGACACAAGAAAGAGGCGAAUAGAAGGUGAAGAGCGACAAGCAGUAAAGCGUUUGAAAGAAACGCACUUCAGAGACUCGCUACCUACACCAUGGAAGGCGAGCUCCUUUGUCGAAGGGCCGUGGAAAAUCAUGCGGAAAGAGAGGCUUGUUCGAGAGGAGAAGUACAAGAUUUCCUUUGACACCUCCUUUCGCUCAAUCAAUCGCAUUAAGGAUCCAAUGCGCGGCAAGGGAUGGGAUUUGAAGUACACUACUGUCAGCAACUCUGAUGAUCUCAUCGUCAAGAGUUGGUAUCACUCGCUGCACCUCCGCAAGUAUAGGCAAGGCAGACUUGAGAAUCAGGAAUUAUGCCUCAACAAAUCAGUCAGAUCACGUCAUGGAGAGGCUGAGGAGAACAUCAGUAUGAUCAUGCUAAGCGAGGGGUGGCAGCCAGAAGAGUCAAGGGACAUGGGCCUCGUUAUCAACUCGCGUCGAUGGCUCAGCCAUCGAGACCACCUCUCCACCAACCAAGUAACUCAAGGAACUGCGUCGAAAGCCGAAGAAGAAAGUGUGGUACACUGCCCCGAGAACUCUCAGACGUUAGUUUAA
Messenger RNA from Ilyonectria robusta, 729 nucleotides. RefSeq lists its product as uncharacterized. NCBI's taxonomy places the organism in Eukaryota, Fungi, Ascomycota, Sordariomycetes, Hypocreales, Nectriaceae. The coding region runs from base 1 to 729 and encodes 242 amino acids. The transcript has 3 exons. The record is from RefSeq and is a predicted model, not a curated record.